Molecule: messenger RNA, 422 nt
Organism: Staurois parvus
Lineage: Eukaryota; Metazoa; Chordata; Amphibia; Anura; Ranidae
Source: the annotation of a GenBank genome assembly
GAUAUAGUGAAUGCAGGGUCCGGGGAGACCGGAUAUAGUGAAUGCAGGGUCCGGGGAGACCGGAUAUAGUGAAUGCAGGGUCCGGGAGACCGGAUAUAGUGAAUGCAGGGGUCCGGGGAGACCAGAUAUAGUGAAUGCAGGGUCCAGGGAGACCAGAUACAGUGAAUGCAGGGUCCGGGGAGACCAGAUAUAGUGAAUGCAGGGUCCAGGGAGACCAGAUACAGUGAAUGCAGGGUCCGGGGAGAUCAGAUAAAGUAAAUGCAGGGUCCGGGGAGAUCCAGAUAUAGUGAAUGCAGGGUCCCGGGGAGAGCGGAUAUAGUGAAUGCAGGGUCCGGGGAGAGCGGAUAUAGUGAAUGCAGGGUCCGGGGAGAGCGGAUAUAGUGAAUGCAGGGUCCGGGGAGACCAGAUAUAGUGAAUGCAGG